AUGUUGAACGACUGUCUCGAAGUGUUUCCAUCUCUCUCACUUGAAGUCUCCGUUUUGCAUCAUAUGUACGCAAAUCCAUAUUCGUUUUUCAUCGUUCAUGGUGAAUUAGUGCUUCCCGUAGAUUGUCAAGCUCGAGAAAAGGGAUUAAAUGAUUAUUGCAACGUACAAGUAAAUCAAAAACUUAUGAAAGGCAAACAAGCUUUUUGCUGA
Molecule: messenger RNA, 210 nt
Organism: Clunio marinus
Lineage: Eukaryota; Metazoa; Arthropoda; Insecta; Diptera; Chironomidae
Source: the annotation of a GenBank genome assembly